Molecule: messenger RNA, 3593 nt
Organism: Eublepharis macularius
Lineage: Eukaryota; Metazoa; Chordata; Lepidosauria; Squamata; Eublepharidae
Gene: PJA2
Product: praja ring finger ubiquitin ligase 2
Exons: 11
Coding region: 865-3069 (734 amino acids)
Source: RefSeq, a predicted model, not a curated record
UGUGUUUUUUUAAAAAAUUUUUUAAUAAUCUGUGUUAAGUGAUCCUGAGUAUGCAUGUUUUCUCAAGUGCCUUGCUGGAUCAGACCAAGAUCGCCCUACUCUACAUUCUGUGCAAGACUUCAGCAGCCACUUAGUAGACUACUAGAAAUUGGCCAGUGGUUUACUAGUGGACUAUAGUCUAAAUUAUUUCCAUUGUUGUAGUAGAGGAAGAGAACUUUUCAUUGGGCCUCUAUCAUGUUCUUGACUAACAGGCUAUGAGAAACUUAUGCAAAGGCCUCAGUUAAGGGGUUGAAGUGGUACUGAACUUGAGAAAUGUGGGAAGGACUUCUGUCGUGUUGUUUCUUAUUUGUUUUGCCACCUAGAAAGGGCUUAUUGGGAGACUUAAGUUGCCCAGAGACAAAUGUGGAGGAAAGGGGCAUUGCAAGAAUAUUUCUCCAAAACAUCUUCUAAGUUCUUGCAUUGUAGGGCUCUCUGCUGGAACUUCUCAAUGGAGUGUAAAAUUUAGGAACAGAUUAGAUAGUUCUUAAGAUUUCAUAGACUUAAUCAGUUUUUGUAUAUGUAGGAGGGAACUGCAGACUUCAGUGCAUCUUGUAUCCAUUAACAAACCCAGCUAGCAGAGAGUUCAGGGUCUUCCAGGGAAAAACAGCACCUUCCUGGAUCACCUGUUGGAGCUAUUUUUACUUAAGGAUGUCAGAAAUCUGAGUUCAAAAGCUGGAAAGUGAAUGGCCAGAGGCAUACAGCUGGCUAGCUGGAGAGGCAAGAAUGUGGUGUGCACUUGCCCAAAGAUUCAGAGGUUUCAUGGACAAAUAAAAUGAUAGAUCAUAUGGACUGAGGAGAUGGCGGCAAAAAAGCUUCUGAGAGAAUAUGGAUCAGAUUGAAAUCUUUUCCAACAAGACUCUGCUGAACUGCACAAUGGGUCAGGAAGCCGGGAAACCCACGUGGCCAAAACCAGCAGGAGGAUAUCAGACUAUUACUGGUCGAAGGUACGGAAGAAGACAUGCCUAUGUGAGUUUUAGACCAUCUCUGACAAAUCUGGAGAGAAACUCAAGCCACCAUGAUGGAGAGUGUGAAGGACUAGAGCUAGAUGAUGUUCAAAAAGAAAAUUCUUUGUGUUCCAGUCCAUUGGCUCAAGUAUGUUCUGCUUUGGCAGAUAUCCCAUUAUCAGCAACUGUUGGAUCAGAAGGUCCUCUUGCUCAAGCUGAAUUGAGCCAAUCACUCAAAACAGAUACUACUUCAUGUUCUCCAGGAUCUUACAAUUUGGGAGACAACUCAGCUGUGGGUAGUGAUGUGAAUUCAGAUGACAUUUUGGAUGAUUGUACACAUUAUGAUUCUGCAGAGCAUAGCAACAUGAUUGGCCAGAAUGGAAUUGCUUUUGUAAACAUUGACUCUUAUGAACCUGAUAGUAGUGAUGGAGAAGAAGAGGGUGGCCAAACUGAUCUGUCCUUAGCAAAAGAAGAAGCAGGAAUAUUUCAAGAGACGCUAGAAAGUGUGCUUUCUGAGUUGGAGAAAGAAGUAGAUUCCUUCAGUGAUCUGCAGUCACAUUUGUCCAAAUUCAGUCAUAAUGCUUCAAGCAACAGCUUUGAAGACCUAAGGCCAGUGCCUUUCAAGAGACAUUCUAGCACAGAAUCGGAUACUGCUCACCAAACUAAGGCACUUCUGAAAGCACCCGGUGAAGAUGACUCACUAAUAAAAAAUAACUUUAGCACCAUUUGUGACCUAGAACAGCAAAAAAAUACAGCUGAUCCGACAAUUAGGACACCAGUAGGGUUUUAUAAUGACUUGAGUACUAAUCAUGGGAAGGUGGACCAAGGGAAUUCAUCUGAACUGGUAGUAAGACCUAAAGUUAGAAAACAAAAUUCUGUGAAUCACUUGGAUAAGAAGCAGUCUCUUCCAAAUGAUGAGGAAGAAAAAAGCAGUACAAGAAGAUGGAGUGAGAAUGUGGAUGUCCAGCAACAUAGUACAGAGCGUGUCUUGAAACACAACAAAGAAAAAAUCAAUUCUAGUAUGUUUUUUGACCCAAGAGAUUAUGAAGGUGUUCAAAAGAAAACAAAAAGUGAACUAAGAAAACAGAAUAUAACUCUCCAAGACAGCAAAAGUAAAGUAGAUGAUAAUGCUUUCUGGGAUGAAUUUGAAGACUGUAGGAGGAAUCUGUCUAGCUCCAACAAAGAUGAAGACAGCUCAGAAUGCAGUGAUGGUGAAUGGUCUGCCUCUCUGCCAUCCUAUUUUGCUGUGACCACGAAAGAUCAGUCUUCCAGUGAUGAGAGCUGGGAGACACUUCCAGGAAAAGAGGAGCAGGAGCCUGAGGUGCAGAGUGACAGCAGUGGUGUGGAAGAGGAACAUAAUGAGUUUGGUUUCCAAACAGGGGAACAGGCCUCUUUGGAGGAUGGUGAAAUUCCUUGGUUGCAGUAUCAUGAAGAAAUUGAAAGCAGCAGUGAUGAAGAAAAUGAUCAAGUCAGCCAUUUUGUACAUCCUGGCUUUUUCAUGUUGGAUGGCAACAACAAUCUAGAAGAUGAUUCCAGUAUGAGUGAGGACUUAGAUGUGGAAUGGAGGCUUCUUGAUGAAUUUGGUGAUGGUCUUGGUGUUGCUCAAGCCAUUUCUUAUGUGGAUCCACAAUUCCUGACAUAUAUGGCCCUUGAAGAACGCUUGGCACAAGCUAUGGAGGUAACAAGCAUGUUCAUGGAAAUGACUUAUCAGCGUCUACAGACUGCUCUAGCACAUCUGGAGUCUCUUGCAAUUGAUGUUGAACAGGCUCAUCCACCAGCUAGUAAAGAGAGUAUAGACUGUCUGCCACAAAUUAUUAUAACAGAAGAUCACAAUGCUGUAGGUCAGGAACAGUGUUGCGCUAUCUGUUGCAGUGAGUACAUCAAGGAAGAAAUUGUAACGGAGCUUCCAUGUCAUCACUUUUUUCAUAAACCUUGUAUAACACUUUGGUUACAAAAGUCAGGAACGUGUCCUGUAUGCCGUCAUGUGCUUGCACCUGUGCUUCCAGAAACAGCCACCCCUACAGUCACCUUUCUGCCUGAUCAUGAUUCUACUCCUUCAGUCCGCAGUACUUCAGGAACACAGUAAAAUUAACAUAUAAAAAGAGAGUUUGCCCAUCAGAUUUUACUGUAAAUUUUUCUUGUUUAAUUACAAUGUGAAAUUGGUUUAUAUGUAAGUAUAUAUAUUUAAAAACACACUUUAAAGUAUAUAUGAGUUUAGAAAGAAUGUAUGAGCUUUCUAAACAAUUUAGGUUUACUGAGAGAGUUAAAAUAAUCAGAUUAAAAGGUGUAUAAGAUAGCACCACUCUUCUUCAGUAAACGUUGUCGUUAACUAAUGUCGAAUGCUUAUAUUAAAUUUGUUUGAAGGAAUUAUCAUUAAUGUGGCACUUGUGUUCAAUGCAACUGCAGUGCAGUUGGAGCUUACAGAAGUUAUGCAUAUAACCUGUUUUGCAUUAUAUAAUAUUUGAAGCUUGAGUUGUUUUGUUUCAAAAUAGUGCCACUUAAUUACUUUGUACAUAGCUCUUUCAUAUUUGCAUCAAAUGUGAAGAUGUCAUGUGAUCACAGCAGUAGAAUACUUUGGUUUCACUGGAAAUAAAUGGCACAAUCAAACCA